This is a messenger RNA of Hyaloperonospora brassicae, 1176 nucleotides long. NCBI's taxonomy places the organism in Eukaryota, Oomycota, Peronosporomycetes, Peronosporales, Peronosporaceae. The record is from the annotation of a GenBank genome assembly.
AUGUUACUCGGCCGCAGUCUGUUGCAGACGACGGCGCGCGCCGACGCACAGAGCGCCGCCCCCAGUGAUGCGACACUCGACGCGAUACGGGCGCACGACGUCUUUUUCUGUGAUAUGCUGGCGCACAUUCCAGCGCAUGUGUACUUUCCUACCGACGCGGAAGCGAAUUGGAAAAAGACGGCGCCACGAAAGUACCACAAGAACGUACAGGCGCAGCAACAGCGCGAGUCGACCAAGAAGAGCGUCUUGAAGCGCGCCAAGUUCUCUCCGGCAGCCGCGCCGAGCAACGAGGCGCGUCAGCAGAGCUCCGCCGCACCCGGGCCGCAGGAAACGAAGCAGCACGUGCUGGCGCCGGUGAAGCGGCUGCCGCUGCACGGGGAGGCGCACAAAGGAGGCGCUCUCGACGGUCUCCGCGCUCGUCUCGCUGUAAAGAUCCAGACGAUGCGGGAGCAGCGCAAAGCCGAGGAAACGACGGGCAAGAAACGGCCGUCUCGAGCCGAAGUCGUGGCCGAGCAGCGCGCGCUGAAGAAGCGCAAGACAGCAGCCAAUAAGAGCAAAGCACGUGCGGACAAGCGCGAGCACGAAGCGGCUGCACAGUCGCCGGAAGACGGCCAAGCGGCGCCUACAACGGACUCCGCCGUCGACACGACGUCUAUCUCGUACGGCAGUUUGCUGCUGGACGACGGCGUUGAAAAAGACAAGAAAGCGCCCGCGACGCGUCAUGGACAGAGCGUGCGUGGUAUUCAGAAUUUGCUCAAGAAGGCGGAGCGCAACGCCCAGCGGCUCGAGGAGCUGAAAAAGACGGAAGACGGAGCGGAGAAGGUCAAGGCCAAGGGCUGGGAGACGGCGCUGCACCAGGCGGCAGGGAAAGUGGUGCUGGACGAUCCAAAACUGCUGCGAGCUAAGCUGAAGAAGAAGGAGAAGUCCAAGGCCAAGAGCUCGAAAGAGUGGAAGGAACGGGUGGCGAAGCUCGAGGUGUCGAAGAAGGAACGACAGAAGAAGAAACUGUCGAACGCCUUGGGUCGCGGGAAGAAGGAGGCGGUGAAGCCGGUGGAGAAGAAAGGCCGAAAGGGACCGCGCGCUGGUUUCGAAGGUAGAAAGGGUGACGCGUUUCUGAACGCGGGCAAGAAGGGAAGUAAGUUUGCAGGUAAGAAAUCGGCAGCACCGAGCAAGUAG